AUGAUUAAAAAUAUAUUUGAAAGUUCAAAAAAUAUUGAAAGAGAGAUUGGACAUUAUUUGUUUGGAACAUGGAUCUAUUUGUUGUUGUUAGUUGCGAUACUCAGUGGAAUAAAACUGAUUAGCAAUAAAACAAUAAAGUUUAUAUUUAAAUGGAUCGUACAGCUUUUGUUUGUUAUAUCGGUACUGAAUAUCACGCUGGUGAUGCUGUUGGAUCAAACAUAUAUCAAGUAUCCAUCGGAUGCCUAUGCCAUGCUGCCUUCGGGUGAUGGUGGCGUCAGUUACAUGGUACCAUUCAACGGAAACAACUUACACUUUAGAUGCUAUGAAAAUAAUAAUAACAAUUGUAAUAAUACCGAUCAAUGUAAAACAAUAUUAUUUGAAUCUGGAUUACCAUUUUACUCUAGUGUUUGGGGAAAUGUUAUUUCUAAAAUGGUUACAAUGAUGGGAAAUAGAAAGGAUUACAGUGAAGAGUUGGCUCAGAUUGGUAGAUUUUGUGUUUACGAUAGAUAUGGAUAUGGUUGGAGUGACUCUAGAACAGAGUCUAUCGGUGCUUUGCAGAUGUCCAAUGAUCUCUCAGAGUAUUUAAAUGUACUGGGUAUCGGAGGUGAUCAAAUCAUAUUCGUAGGAUGGUCAUACGGUGGUGCCAUCGGUCAGAUUUUCACCUCACAAAAGAAGACCGCUGGAUUAGUACUUGUUGACUCUAUGGAUAUAAUAGAUGGUACAAACGAUGCACUAAUACAAGGUAUUAUAGAUGGUAAAAAUUCAUUUUUAUUAUUAAAUCUAUUUAGAUUAACUGGUAUACCAAGAAUAAUAGAUUCAUAUCCAUUGGAGAGUGGAUAUCUCAGUGCACAGAUACCAUUGGAUCCACAUUUGAAGUACUAUUCGAAUCAUGUCUUUUUGAAUUCCGACUUCCUCCAAGCGGCAUGGCAUGAACUCAAUGUUCUAUUGGAUUCUUUGCGAGAUUUGGAAAUACAAAUCAACACUACUAUGGUUGCGAAUAACGGUUAUCCAUUUGGAUCCACUCCACUUGUUGUACUGACAGCCGGAGAAAACGGAGAUCACGAUUGGAUACAAAGACAGAAUACUUUAGCUUCAUACUCCUCAAACAGCUUCCAUAUUAUAAACAACAACACCAAUCAUUUCGUUCCAUUCCAAUCACCAGAUUCAAUUAUAAACGCCAUUAUAAAAUGUAUUUCAAUGAUAAAUCAACAACCGAAUCAGUAA
This is a messenger RNA of Heterostelium album PN500, 1224 nucleotides long. Its product is annotated as alpha/beta hydrolase. NCBI's taxonomy places the organism in Eukaryota, Evosea, Eumycetozoa, Acytosteliales, Acytosteliaceae. The transcript has 3 exons. The record is from RefSeq and is a predicted model, not a curated record. The coding region runs from base 1 to 1224 and encodes 407 amino acids.